GUCUUUUCCAGAGCAAAUUCCCGCUUCACUUUUCAUCUGUGUUUUUCACGUUUUUCCCUGGUUGUCCCAUUAUUUUGGCACUUCUGCUGAAGCACAGUGGUUCAGGAUGGAGCAGUAUCCCACAGCAGAGGAGGAGUACGAGCUCAUGUAUGGCGAUGAACUCGAAAUGAUGGAUGAAGAUUUCGAUGCUCCUCCGAAUAUCGUUGAUCCGCCGGCGGCAAAGCCUUCGGCAGUUCCGAAACCCACACAAGAUGUAUUCCCGGACAGUCCGGCACUGUCACAAAUCUCCAGAAUUGACAACAUUAAUCGGCGGCUUUUCGAUGAUAGUGAUUCACUUCCAAACGCCUCCACGCCUCUAGCCACUGAAAGAGCGGCCCCGGCGGAGCUUGUGCGGGCCAGAAAGCGCCGCCUGGAUGCGCUGUAUGAGGAGAAUCUGUUCAGCCCCGGGUGGCAAAUGAAGCAGCAGCAAAAAAAGCGGAAGAAUGAGGAAGAUCGCGAUCUCAGGAUGAUUGAGCAAAUUCUGGAGGCGAGAAAGAGGACUCAGGAGCUUGUGAAUCCCAUGAAGUCCAGUAACUUGACUCGUUUGGAGCAACUGCAUCGCUUCAAGAUGCAAAAUCUCUCAUAUUCGCUGCCGAAUUAUCCCUUCCAAACGCUCACGCGAAGCGACGGGGAGAGAAUCUAUGUCCGGACGCACAAUGAGGAGUUUAUGGCUGCUGCUGUGGACGAAGUAGGACUUGUGGGAAAGUUUACAUUCUCCCUGCUGGGCUCUGAGAAGGCGAAGGUGUGGAAUGAUGCUCGAGAAAUCACACUGAAGCGGAUUUCUGCACAGGAAAGUCCGCCAGAGAUUCAGGAAGUGAAUGUUCAGUCUCUGGACAGUCUCUGGGUGGAGAAAUACCGUCCCAAGCGCUAUCGGGAUCUCCUGUCGGACGAGACAACCAACCGCUGCUUACUGCAGUGGCUGAAGAUGUGGGAUAAAGUUGUCUUCAACAGGGACAAUCAGCAGAUUCAAGCGUCCGGAAAGCCGCUAAACACGUUUAACAAGCAAACAGGGAAAUUUGAGAGCAAUGGCGGCUGGAGAAAGAACUUUCGCACUAGGAAUAAUCUCUCAACCGAAUUGGAUGCCCUUGGAAGGCCGAUGCAGAAGAUUGCGCUACUCUCUGGGGCACCUGGACUCGGGAAAACCACUCUGGCUCAUGUCAUUGCUCACCACGCUGGCUAUGCAGUGCGAGAGGUGAACGCGUCUGACGACAGAACUGCUGAAGCCUUCAAGCAAGUUCUGGAGGAUGGAACUCAAAUGAAGUCAGUGCUGAACAGAGAUAAUCGCCCGAAUUGCCUUGUCUUUGAUGAAAUCGAUGGUGCUCCAGCGAAUUCAAUCGAUCUCCUGAUCAAGUUCGCCUCAGAUGCACUUAAUCCUGUCCAGAAAGGCAGCAAGAAGGGUGUCAAGCAGCUGAAGAAUGUCCUAAAGAGGCCAAUUAUAUGCAUCUGCAACGAUAUCUACUCUCCUGCUCUGCGGCAGCUGCGGAAGAUGGCUCUCGUGGUGACUUUCCCACCUCUGCAGAGCGAAAGACUGGCCGAGAGAUUGAUCAGCAUUGCCGUGCGGGAAAACGUACAGACUGACUUUGGCGCUUUGCUGUCGCUGGCCGAGAAGACGGGAAAUGACAUCCGAUCGUGCAUCUCGAUGAUACAGUUCUUCAGUGCCGCGAAGAAGCCGUUGACACUGAGCGAGGUUCUGAAGGGGAACAUUGGCCAGAAGGAUCAGCACAAGGGACUGUUCGUCAUCUGGGCGAGUAUCUUCCAGACACAGCGACAAAAACCUCAAGUCUUCGACGCCACCGGCGAGAAUACGUCCGAAAUGCAGCCUCAGCAGUCGCGAUUGGAGAACAUUGUGCGCGUGGUGCAAUCCGGGGGCGACUAUGAAAGACUGAUGCAAGGCGUCUUUGAGAACUACCUAAACCAGAAGAUCGGCGACGCGGCGAUGAGGAACACUUCAGAGGUGUGCGAUUGGUUCGUCUUCGCAGACAUGCUGCAGAAGAUGAUAAAUCAACAACAAAACUACGCAAUUUAUCCCUAUUUGCCCUACUCCUUCGCCUUGUGGCACAGCCUUCUCGCCACUCUGCAGCGCGCCACCAUCGCCUUCCCUUCGAAAGGAUUCGAGGUCUUGCAAAAGCUGCAGACGCACAAGAUGCUCAUGAUUGCCCUGAGGAAAGGCCUUGGCAAUACAGUGCGCAGCGUUGGCGAGGGAAAUGUGAUGCUUUUGGACUCGCUUCCGCUUGUGCGGCGAAUCCUGAGUCCCAGCAUCCGAUCGGUGUCUCUGCAACUGCUGACGCCCAAGGAGAGAUCCGAUCUGCAGCACGCUGUGGAAGUGAUGGCAGAUCUUGGUGUGAAGUUCAUGCAAGUUAAGGGCGCCGAUGGAGCGUUCAAGUACCAAAUGGAGCCGGAUAUUGAGCUGAUGAGUGUGUUCAGUGGCUCAGAAGAGGCGCCGCUCAGCUACUGGACACGCCAAAUUGUCGCUCGCGAGGUGGAUUUGGAGAAUAUGCGACGCGCAAAGCCGAAACUCGGUGAAGUGUGCAAGAAAGCCAAUCAUCUGCAGAGUCUGCAACCGAAGAAGGUGACGAGACUUUCCAAAUACAAGGAAAUGGUGGUGAAGGACUUCUUUGGGCGCGUGGUGACGAAACAGGCGCUGUUGUCCGUGAAGGAGGGCGGCAGCGAUGGCCUCGUGAAGAGUCCGAUUUGGUAUCGCUUCAAGGAGGGCUAUAACAAUGCGGUGCGCAAGGACGUCACGCUGUCGGAUCUGUUGUGAAGAAGCAAAUUGGAGAUAAAAGCACAUUUUCUGCAUAA
Messenger RNA from Phlebotomus argentipes, 2838 nucleotides. RefSeq names its product chromosome transmission fidelity protein 18 homolog (gene cutlet). NCBI's taxonomy places the organism in Eukaryota, Metazoa, Arthropoda, Insecta, Diptera, Psychodidae. The record is from RefSeq and is a predicted model, not a curated record. The transcript is spliced from 4 exons. Bases 107 to 2800 code for a protein of 897 amino acids. Gene Ontology annotation, molecular function: ATP hydrolysis activity; ATP binding.